This is a messenger RNA of Notechis scutatus (mainland tiger snake), 511 nucleotides long. The record is from RefSeq and is a predicted model, not a curated record. NCBI's taxonomy places the organism in Eukaryota, Metazoa, Chordata, Lepidosauria, Squamata, Elapidae.
ACCAUCAGCUGCUUGAAGGGAAAAGUAUCAGAGUCACAGUGGAACACGAUGAACCAGGAGACGGAGAUGAAGAAGCAGCAGUCCCAAAUCCAGGAGUUGACCGAACAGGUGGACGCGCUUCACAAAAAAUGGCAAGAGGCCAUUCAGCACAUCCAAGUCCUUCAGGCAAAAGAACAGCUGAUGUCCAAGAAGGAGCAGAAGAUUCAGGAUCUCGAGCAGAAGCUGUCCACGCAAGAGCAAGACGCGGUCAUCGUGAAGAACAUGAAGAGGAAGCUGGCUCAGUUUCCCCAGAUGGAACGGGAAUUGCAGCAACUCCGGGAGGAGAACACCUACCUUAGGGAAAUGAGAGAAAACAACGGAUUGCUGAAAGAGGAAGUCGAAGGGCUGCAAAAGAAACUUGAGAGAUUCGAAAAAGUCCAGGCAGAACGGGUCACUUUGGAACUGCAGAACAAGAAACUUCAGGAAAAACUGGACCAGAACGCAGGCCGAGAUAUCAGGUACGUGAAAAAUG